UACACUCGAUUGUCUUUCGUCAAAUAUCUCUACAUCCUAUUGGUUAUUGAUAUGCCGCGACUUGAGGAGCUUGAGCAUGAUUCUUUGCAGAAUGAGCAUGGUUGGACGGGCAGCUAUCAUGAGGUUCAAGGUCGGGCAAAGAGCUUGUGGGAAGCUUUCUCAAACUUCGCGUUGAGGGACAAUGUGCUUGAAGUAGCUGUUGGUCUAAUUUUUGCAUCUGCGUUUACUGCCGUUGCGAACUCACUUGUUACUGACAUCAUCCUUCCUAUCAUUUCACUCCUCCCGUUUAUAUCUCGGAACCUUGACGAGCGUUUUACGAUUUUGCGACAAGGUCAUCACGCCAAUCAAGUAUAUAACACAGUUCAGCAAGCUUUAGAUGAUGGAGCUGUGGUCUGGGCUUGGGGUAAUUUUGUGGACAAGGUCUUGCGAUUCCUGGUGCUUGCGGUCGCAUUGUUCCUGAUAGCGAAGACUUAUAGUUGGGCGGCUUCUGACAACAUUAUCAAGAGGCAAGUUAAGUGCAAGUAUUGCAGGAAAUAUAUUUCUGAAAAGGCGCAACGCUGUGUUAACUGUACAUCAUGGCAGGAUGGAAGAGAGGAAUCACGAGGUCAUUGAGCGUCACAGCCUCCUCAAUCCUAUUGGGGACGAGGAUUUCGCUUGAAGCUCUAUAUCUGUCACUGACAGAUUGAACUUUUGUACUUUCCUUUAUCUUUGAGAUACCCUGUGAUGCUAGGGCUACAAUACUAGCAAUGUGAUUUUUUU
Messenger RNA from Verruconis gallopava, 759 nucleotides. Its product is annotated as large conductance mechanosensitive channel protein. Bases 52 to 612 code for a protein of 186 amino acids. Lineage: Eukaryota; Fungi; Ascomycota; Dothideomycetes; Venturiales; Sympoventuriaceae. Gene Ontology annotation, molecular function: mechanosensitive monoatomic ion channel activity. The transcript has 2 exons. Gene Ontology annotation, biological process: monoatomic ion transport; intracellular water homeostasis. The record is from RefSeq and is a predicted model, not a curated record.